AUGGUGUUCAUGCCGCCGAUCGUCCCGAAAAUGUAUUUCCCUUCAGACUGCCCGCCACACUACUCGGGCGAUUCGUGCGAUUGGCCGAUAUGUAUUAAUGGGAGGAUCGAUUCGGCGACGAGGAGAUGUAUAUGCCGCUCGCACUUCGCGAUGCCGUUCUGCGAGGAGUGCGAGGCACCGUGGUGGGGCGCCGACUGCGACAAGGCACCGUUAGAUGCAAUUCCGGAUGCGCAGUUCGGCCCCUGGUCCGACGCGAUUCCAUAUCUUCCACAGGCCGUGCUCCUCAUUUCAAUAAUCCUUCUCGUCUCGGCUCUCUUCUGCGGAUUACGCCUGUUUUUGCAGACUGGCGGAUGCCAAAGGAGAAGGACAAGAAGCCUGUCAGUCGAAAGUGAAGCCUUCGAUUUUAAGCCCCAUGUCCACCGGGCUCCACCACCGUACAAAGAGACGAUGUGCGACGAGCCCCCACCACCCUACACCCUA
This is a messenger RNA of Mesorhabditis spiculigera, 480 nucleotides long. NCBI's taxonomy places the organism in Eukaryota, Metazoa, Nematoda, Chromadorea, Rhabditida, Rhabditidae. The record is from the annotation of a GenBank genome assembly.